Messenger RNA from Suillus discolor, 795 nucleotides. RefSeq lists its product as uncharacterized. The record is from RefSeq and is a predicted model, not a curated record. Bases 1 to 795 code for a protein of 264 amino acids. NCBI's taxonomy places the organism in Eukaryota, Fungi, Basidiomycota, Agaricomycetes, Boletales, Suillaceae. The transcript has 5 exons.
AUGGCUCGACAGAGGACUCAGACAGGUGACGACAAGCAGAUCGCAUUAAAUGAGAAUAAAUGGCUUGCCCUGCAAUCACACCUGGAGCAAUGGAACUCUUGCAAAGGUGGAGAAUGCCAUGCAGUACUGAAUGCUGCUGUCAAGGAAGCUCGUCUUCUGGCCCCAAAGAUGGACAAGGAUGCACUGAAGCAUCGCAAAUAUAUGUACAAGCAAUGGUUCUACAAUAAUGGUGCAUGCAAGCAGCGCAUUCGGAAGCAUCUCAUCAAGUAUGGCCGAAAAUGGACAGCUCGAGAGACUGGGAUGAAGCCGGGGGAAAAGGGAAUGAUGAAACAUUACCAAUGGGUUGUCAUGGAAAUUAUGCAAGGUCUUACCUCUGAUGAGUUAAAGGAGGCCAAAGCGACCACAUUGGCAUGGUCACAGGAAGGUCCACCAGCAGAUAUACAAACCAAUAUUGCCAAGACAAAGGGUGAAUCAUUGAUGAAGCAUUUUGCAACAGAGAUGUACAGGCAAGCCAGAAUGAGAAUAUUCAUGGUAUCAGCAUGGAAGGAACAAGAUGAAAAGCUAAUGAUUGGAGGUCAUGAUUUCAACGACAAAAUUGGCAGCAGUGAACGAUUCAUGGAUACUAAGGAUUGGCAAGUUAUAUUGGAAGAAUGGAAUCCAUAUGCAGAGGAACAGUUCAAUAUGCAGGAAGGGACCGACGAUCGGGUGAUCUGUGGAAAGACACAGCAGGUUCGACAGCUGUUUCACUUUGAAUUGGAUAAUGUUACGACAAACGGUCGUGUGCGACUAGGAUAG